GAGCACGCGCUCCUGAAUAAGCUCUUGGGUGAUGGCGGACUGACCUGGGCAGACACAGAAGCGGUUCAAGGCUGGGGCGCCGAUGUGGAGUUCCUCGGCCAGGCUGGCCAGGCUGGCAAGUAUCGGGAGCGCUCCCAGUUUGUUCCGUGGAGCGAC
Messenger RNA from Effrenium voratum, 156 nucleotides. The record is from the annotation of a GenBank genome assembly. NCBI's taxonomy places the organism in Eukaryota, Dinophyceae, Suessiales, Symbiodiniaceae.